Choloepus didactylus (southern two-toed sloth) is the source of this 5427-nucleotide messenger RNA. RefSeq names its product deltex E3 ubiquitin ligase 4 (gene DTX4). Lineage: Eukaryota; Metazoa; Chordata; Mammalia; Pilosa; Megalonychidae. The transcript is spliced from 9 exons. Gene Ontology annotation, biological process: Notch signaling pathway; protein ubiquitination. The record is from RefSeq and is a predicted model, not a curated record. Gene Ontology annotation, cellular component: nucleoplasm. Gene Ontology annotation, molecular function: zinc ion binding; ubiquitin protein ligase activity. The coding region runs from base 428 to 2287 and encodes 619 amino acids.
GAACCGGAGGCGCAACUGGUGCGAGGUCUCGGUCGUCGCCGCGUGGUCAGCCCCAGCUCGCCGCCGCCGGGCCUCCGGCCGCGCGCCCGCCGGGUGGCUUUGCAAGGCGGGGGCCUGUUUGCAGAGAGCCGGACAUUUGCAUGAAGCGACUCGACCCCACAGAGCAGCGGCAGCAGCGGCGGACCCCGGCGGCGGCGGCGGCGGCUCGCGGUCCGAGCCGGGUGUCCCGGGUCUCCGGGCCCCGGUGGAUGCGCGGCUGGGGUGGGGCCAAUGGGCCGGAGCUGAGGCUGCCCUGGGCGUCCAGGCGCGGGGCGGGGGGCGCGGUCGAGGCCCGGAGGCGGCGGCGCAGGAGGAAGCGGAGGAGGACGGGCGCGCCGGGCCCAGGAGGCAGGCAGCGCAGCGCUGCCGCCACAGCUCCGGGCUCGCCAUGCUCCUGGCCUCGGCCGUGGUUGUCUGGGAAUGGCUGAACGAGCACGGGCGCUGGCGACCCUACAGCCCGGCCGUGAGCCACCACAUCGAGGCGGUGGUCCGCGCCGGCUCCCGCGCCGGGGGCAGCGUGGUGCUGGGCCAGGUGGACAGCCGUCUCGCGCCCUACAUCAUCGACCUGCAGUCUAUGAACCAGUUCCGCCAGGACACGGGGACCCUCCGUCCGGUUCGUCGCAACUACUACGACCCAUCCUCGGCCCCUGGGAAGGGCGUGGUGUGGGAGUGGGAGAACGACAAUGGCUCUUGGACUCCCUACGACAUGGAAGUGGGCAUCACCAUCCAGCACGCCUAUGAGAAGCAGCACCCCUGGAUCGACCUCACCUCCAUCGGCUUUAGCUACAUCAUUGACUUCAGCACCAUGGGCCAGAUCAACCGACAGACCCAGCGCCAGCGCCGCAUCCGCAGGCGUCUCGACCUCAUCUACCCCAUGGUCACCGGCACCUUGGCCAAGGCUCAGUCCUGGCCGGCCAGCCCCGGCGCGGCUGCCUCGCCCCCCGCCCCGCCCUGCUCCUGCCCACAGUGUGUCCUGGUGAUGAGUGUUAAGGCGGCUGUGGUCAAUGGGGGCACCGGGCCCCUACAGCCCCCAGCAGCCCGCAAGCACAUGCCCCCAUCCGGAGCGGUCAAGCUGCCCCCACCCCCAGGCCCCGGGGCCAAGCCACUGGACAGCACGGGCACCAUUCGCGGCCCGGUGAAAACUGUCCCGUCGCAGGUGAGCCGACGACCGGCGUCCAGCAUGCCGGCUGGUGCAAUCGUGGGCUCCCCAGCCAGCCCCCCAGGAGUCAGUGGCAAGACUGGAAGUGUGGCCCUGGCAACCUUGAAUCGCACCAACCUGCAGCGACUGGCCAUCGCCCAGUCCCGGGUGCUGAUCGCCUCCGGGGUCCCCACUGUCCCAGUGAAGAACUUAAAUGGGUCCAGCCCUGUAAAUCCUGCCUUGGCAGGAAUCACUGGGAUCCUCAUGAGUGCAGCGGGGUUGCCUGUGUGCCUCACCAGGCCGCCAAAGCUGGUCCUACACCCGCCCCCGGUCAGCAAGAGUGAAAUAAAAUCCAUCCCAGGGGUUUCCAACACAAGCCGCAAGACCACCAAAAAACAAGCCAAGAAAGGCAAAACCCCAGAAGAAGUGCUGAAGAAGUAUCUGCAGAAAGUCCGGCACCCGCCAGAUGAGGACUGCACCAUCUGUAUGGAGCGCCUGAUGGCCCCCUCGGGCUACAGGGGCCCGCAGCCCACGGUCAAGCCUGACCUGGUGGGAAAGCUGUCCAGGUGCGGCCACAUCUACCACAUCUACUGCCUGGUCGCCAUGUACAACAAUGGGAACAAGGAUGGGAGUUUGCAGUGUCCAACUUGUAAGACCAUUUAUGGGGUGAAGACAGGCACCCAGCCUCCGGGGAAGAUGGAGUAUCAUCUCAUCCCCCACUCCUUGCCUGGCCACCCAGACUGCAAAACCAUCCGGAUCAUCUACAGCAUCCCCCCUGGGAUUCAGGGGCCAGAACACCCAAACCCCGGGAAGAGUUUCAGCGCCCGUGGCUUCCCGCGACACUGUUACCUUCCAGACAGUGAGAAAGGGAGAAAAGUUCUGAAGCUGCUGCUUGUUGCCUGGGAUCGCCGCCUCAUCUUUGCCAUUGGUACCUCCAGCACCACGGGCGAGUCAGACACUGUCAUCUGGAAUGAGGUCCAUCACAAGACAGAGUUCGGCUCCAAUCUCACUGGCCAUGGCUACCCAGAUGCCAAUUACCUGGAUAACGUGCUAGCCGAACUGGCAGCCCAGGGCAUCUCUGAGGACAGUACUGCCCAGGAGAAGGACUGAGGCUGGAGAAGCUUUGGGGUGGGAGGGACUGAGGGGACCGCAGGGCAGGGGAGAAUCAAGGUGGAAGUUCAUGCCAUGCCUUCCCAACUCCCUCAUCUCCCCUCCUGACCUGUCCCUAUCCCUCCCGUCCCUCCCAACCCUCCCAACCACAGGGGGAGCCAGAUAGCAUUAAGGUGACGUCGUUCAUAAACCUCAUCCAACACAAAGGGGACAUGGGUUGAGGGCCCUCCUUGGUCUGUUCCCAUGGAGUUUUGGUGCUGGGCAGGCAGGAACCCCCUCUCCACCCCCAGAGCAGGGGGCUGGGUCAGCACACUUGGGGUAUGGAUGGUGCAUGGGCACUGCCUACCCUGGCCUUGUGAAGCCUGCGGCUGAUUGCCUCAGCUGGCUUCUUGCUGCUUCCACUCUGCCUUGAGAAUGGAGUUUCCACUUUUCUCUCCUCCACUGGAGGCAGAGAGCUCUCACUGUGCAAGUUUGGGGGACAAAAGGGAAGAACCGCUAAACUGCUGUGACAUCAGAAAUCAGAUGCCUUGGUAUAGGGUAAGGAUGCACUUCUUGCUGAGAGGGGCAGGGAGGCAAAGGUCUCUGGGAGCAGUUCAGCUCUCUUAAUAGUUCUUAGCUUCUCUGGGGCCUCCCUCCUCACACCUUUGACCCGUUGUGCGGAUGGCUGGACUCUGGGAUUCCUCUCUGGGGUGGCAACCCAUGAUGCUGUUUCCAGCUACUCUGAUCAGACCAGAGCCUGCAUCCCACUUAGCAUCUGAACCGUCCUCAGGGAGAGGAGCCCAUAGCCUUCUUCCAGACUCAUUCUAGACCAGCUCAAAGAGUCCAUGAAUAUCAUUAUGUCACUGUGAGUAGAGCCACCACUAGGCUCUGUGCAUGUGUGUAUGUGCAUGUGUGUGUGUGUGUGUGCACAACUGGGCAAGGUUGGUGGGGAGUCCCAUGUUCCUGUACUCUGUUUCACGAGAUGUCAAACCCAGUUCUGAAGGGGAAUCAAACAUCCAGGGUGUGGUUCCUUGACUUUCCUUUGCUAACUCAUCCUGUAGCAAACUUGGACCCUGAUGGAGAGAGAACUGUGCUUGGAGAGCUCUUUCAAGAUUGGAGCAGAGCCCAUUUCCAUCCAGUCUUGUUUUUCUGAGGGAUUCAGUCUAUCUCAAUGCUGAUCAGAGCCCAGAAAAGGUGCUGGGCCCCUCAUCCUGCUUGUCUAUUACAGCUUGACCGAGAACAUGGAUGGAGCACCUGUAGCUUAUUCCUAAUAGGGUUGAGAUCACAUUUUCAUGAGGUCCAACCUGCUUCUGAUUGUGUCUUAAGACCCAUUCCAUCCCUUCCCCAAUAUUCUUCUUGCCUUCAGCUCCCAUUAAGGAAUGAGUUGGUGUCAGGAAGGAGUGAAAAGGGAUCAAGAAGGGAAACCCAAUUACUCCUUUGAUAGUGGGUUCUUUGAACUAUGUGUUUGGGAGAACUUCCUCUGGAUACUAAUAUGAAUUUAUAUACCUCAAGUUUGGGGAGUCUGACGUAAAUAUAUAUGCAUAUAUAUUUCAUAAUGUUUGGAAGGUCUUUGAUGCUAGAAAAACUGAAACAAAAGAACCUCCAAAAAUAGUACUUAAGUUAGAACUGGAGACCAAACUUUCAUGAGAGCCAGCCCCAUAGCUACUUGUUAGGCCUGCAGCCUUUUCGAUGUUGGUGUGGUCAGUGGAUUCACCUGGUGAGUGUCACCUAGUUCCUCGGGACAUGCUGGUGCUGAGCCUUUCCUCCCUUUCCAAGUGGCCAUGGGGACGUCAGUCAGCUCCACGAGGGGGAGCUCUUAGAGGACGUAUCGUUCCUGCCAUCUUAGUUCCAGGUUCUCCUAUCAGCGGGCAGCUGUUUUAUCUUGCCAGCAGACAAGGCAGUUGGUCCUGAGUUCACUGGCAGUUUCUGGCCCUAGAUGGGAAGGAAACAUCUGAACUAAAGGGAAGAGACAUCUCUACGGUGUUUAAUGCCGAGUCCCAUUCCCUUUGCCAGGUUAUCAUAUACCAGGGGAGCCAAGAGUUUCCUUGGAGUCCUUUGAUCCUCAUUGAAGGCUAGUACCAUCUCCACCUUCAGUACCCUGCCGGGCUUCUCACCCACAGGGACAAGGAAACAGACUGAGGGUCCAUGGGUAGAGAAACACAACUGAGGCAGUAGGAGGUGGGGAAGGAAGGAAGUCAUGCUUUGACAACUGGAAUGGGUAGUGUGGGAAAGAGGGAUUUCCCUGCAUCAGGUGGGAGAAAGUGGAGGUUGGGAAGGUGAAGGCCAAGCACAGAAGAAGGAGGAUCCAGAGGCUGUUUACGGGAGUCGGGACACCAGGGCCAAUGGCACUUUAAGAGUUCAUCUUCCUUCCUUCAAGCCUUCCCUUGCUAGGAUUUCGAUGAUGUCUUUGCUUCUCCUCCUCUUUGAGGGUGUUCAGAAGGGGCUCCUUUAUCCUCACACUGCUCUCCUGGAACUUUCUGGCCAGAAGGGAUGUUGAAUUUCCCCUCUAAUGCUGUGCCAGCCAAGGAGGGGCAUUCUUUUUUUCUUUCUCUUCAGCCAACCUGGAAAGGUAGUCUCAGGUUGAGCAGGAACCUGGCCAGCAGAGGCUUUGUGGGCCCCCUACUUGGAUGCCAGGAGCAUUUUCCCUGACAGAUGCCCUGCCUUGCUCCCCUGGCCCUUGGGGCAAUGACAAGCCUUUCUUUUCAUCAUCUUAGCACCAGCAGCCUAGUUUCUCCCUUCCUGAGUCUCUGGGCACAACAAACAAGAUUGGAGACAAACCUUGUCAGAAGCUCAUCCUUUAAGAGGUGAAUUGUGCAUAUGUGGUUGCGUGUGCCUUUGUGUUUUCAUUCUCCCCUUUUUGUAAAAUUUGGACUUCUCUGUGGUUUUAUACUUGUCCUGGUAUUGCACUGAUGUGCACAUGAGAGAGCUGAGGAAAGCCUGUCUGGAACAGGAAAGGGCCCUGGGCCCCUUUCCUUGUGGGUGGGCACUGGCAUUUAUGGGGGGGCUUUGGGGAGUGGGCAGGUGAAUGUCCUACUGUAAAUUGUUCUGUUUGUAACUGGUGCGUUCUGAAGUCCUUAGUGUUGCUCUGUGAGAGGACAUCGCCACCUGGUGCUCAUGAUGUGUAUGUGCAGAACAAUAAAUGGCAAAUGAACAACCACAAA